AUGGACUUCUCGGACGUCGGCAUCCGCCACACGAUUCUCAACAGUAUCCAGCUGCACCACUUUUUCGACGUCUCUCCCUCUGCGGCAGCCGUUGCGAAAGAAGCUCGUCUGUGCGUGAUUGCCAUUGUGGUUGGGUGGAUUACGACUCGCAUCAUUGCCAGCCUGAUUUCGCCCAACCGAGACUCAGUUCCGGGAUGGAACGUCCGCGGGGAAGGCCAUGAUCCGUCUUUUCUCUCUGAUAAACUCAUCCUGACCCCUCCCUACCCAGGUAACACUCGGGGAUCGGCCUGGGCACAUGAACCUAUCACCCAACAAGAAUGGACCGCAGAAUUCCAAUUCCGUGCCAGUGGCCCCGAACGAGCAGGCGGCAUCCUUCAAUUGUGGUAUACCAAGGACGGGGAGUACCGUGUCGGCACUUCGAGCAUAUAUACUGUUGGACAGUUUGAUGGUUUUGCGCUUGUGAUUGAUACCCACGGAGGACGAGGCGGAAGCGUUCGCGGAUUCCUCAAUGACGGAACCACAAACUAUAAGAGCCACCCCAGCGUUGAUAGCCUGGCUUUCGGACAUUGCGACUAUUCUUAUCGUAACUUGGGCCGCCCCUCGGUGGUGAAGCUGAAGCACACCAACUCUCUUUUGGAGGUGACCGUUGAUGACAAGAUCUGUUUCUCAACCAACAAGGUUGCCCUUCCCGCCGGCAACACCUUUGGUAUCACUGCUGCCACUCCGGAGAACCCAGACUCCUUUGAGGUGUUCAAAUUCGUGCUGGAAUCUGCUGCUGGCCAAGGUCAGACCAUCCCCUCGAACCAGGGUAGUACCCCACAGCAGCAGCAGCAAGAGCAGCAACCGAUUGUGAACCAGGACCAGAAGCCCCCAGCGGUUCGCGACAGCGGCAGCGCUAUCUUUGAUGCUGGCAUCACUGCCCAGUUUGUCGAUCUCGGUGGUCGGAUUCAGCUCCAAAACAAAGCCAUCAACACUAUCCUCCAAGAUGUUCGCGGCCUGGCUGGCAAGAGCGAAGCCAAUCACCAAGAGCUCCUCCAAAAAGCUGCCACCAAGGAUCAAGUGACAUCUCUCGAUGCCCGCCUUCAGAACAUUGAACGCCUGCUCCAGAGCAUCCAGCGCGACUUGGAGGGCAAGGACUACAGCAGCCGCUUCAACCAACUCCAUGAUACUCUGCGCUCGUCGCACCUUAGCCUGACCGAGAACAUUCAGGGCCACCUACUGAGCGGCAAGUAUUUCUUCCUGCGCCAAUUCUACAAACUUCCAACUAAUAUGUUCUUGUCUUCCUAG
This is a messenger RNA of Penicillium macrosclerotiorum, 1287 nucleotides long. RefSeq lists its product as uncharacterized. The transcript has 6 exons. Gene Ontology annotation, biological process: endoplasmic reticulum organization; endoplasmic reticulum to Golgi vesicle-mediated transport; Golgi organization. NCBI's taxonomy places the organism in Eukaryota, Fungi, Ascomycota, Eurotiomycetes, Eurotiales, Aspergillaceae. Gene Ontology annotation, molecular function: D-mannose binding. Bases 1 to 1287 code for a protein of 428 amino acids. Gene Ontology annotation, cellular component: endoplasmic reticulum membrane; Golgi membrane; COPII-coated ER to Golgi transport vesicle. The record is from RefSeq and is a predicted model, not a curated record.